CGGACCACAAUAGAAAUAUAUAAUUAAAUGCGCUGGAAGCUUCAGUUUACUUUGCUCGCUAUUGUAGUCCAAAUAGUGAGGUCUCAAAAUGGUCAGGAUCCGGAAGUGGAAACGGAUUCGGAUUCGGAGGUGGAAUCGGGCCAGUUCUUCACCCAUCUGUACAAAAAGAAUCUGCAACAAAUGGUGAGGAUUAAGAAUGACUCAUUGGAUCCGUGUGAGGAUUUCUAUGCGCAUGCUUGCGAAAACUAUGAUCGAACAUUGGAGGAGAAUCCGGAUGAAUUUCUGCCACCUUACCUGUACAACAAGCAGGACAGAUUGAACUUCUUUACGGCUCAGGUUGGAAAUUUCGAAACCAUACCGGGAAUGUUGAUCUCCCAACUUUAUAAGGAAUGUCGAGCGAGGGGAGAGAGCAAUGUUUUCGGGGUAACUGCUGAGCCAACUACCCAUUGGCAGCGUCUGAUGGAGGAGAUUCCCUUCCUGGCCAGCCAUGGCGAGGUGCUCUCUUCCUGGCCCAUCCUGCGUCAUCAAUGGGAGCGAAGGCAGCUCAAUGGGCAGCUCAAUUGGAUUGCUUUCUCCGCUCAACUGGCAGCCCAUGGUUUACCCACCCUCAUUCGGAUCUACUUUGCCCUGGAUACGAUUUACGUAAGUCCCAUGGAGGAGCUGCCCUGUCCCAGUGUGGAGGACUUCAAGUCGAGCCUAUCUGAUGUUUUAGAGGGUCGUCAUCAUCGCGUGCCUCAUAUAAUAGCACAUGAGAUGCGGGUUCUGUGUCGCGGAAUGCGAGGAGAACUACCGCUGGUGAGGAGUUUGACCAAAAAUGGCGGUACCACCACUGACAGACCCAGUCAGGAACAGCUCCUUCUGGACGAUAACACCAUGGACUACUUUCAGCACUUUUUUGCCGCCCUAAACUUUUCCAAGGAGCAACUGGAAAGAGCGAGAAAGUUUUCCUUAAAUGUAGAGAAGAUCACGCAGGCCUGGGAAGUUUUGAGGCACACGGAACCCCGAAUAGUCUACAACUAUGUGAUGUGGCAGGCCAUAGAGCAGCUCCGUUAUCCGGAUUGCUAUCGAGUAUCCGAGGAAUUCGAGAGGCUACUGCAUUCGGAGUACUGGCAAUGGCAUGUCUUGGGUGCCCAUCUAAGCAGAGAAGUCGCCUUGGCUGCCUAUCAACUGCACACCACUCGCUUUCAGAAGCUAAGGAGAUCCAGUCUUUCCACAAGAGAUUGGUAUGGUCACCUGUGGCCAGCUUCGGUGGAGAAGAAAGAGCUUCAGGUGGCACGCAUCCUGCAGGUUCAUGCCCAAAACUAUCUAAAUAUCACGGAACUCAACGAAAUCUACGGAGAUUUGGGUUUUGUUAAUGGCUCCUUUCAUGGAAAUCUUCUGCUCCUGCGACGGGCUCAGUUACGUCAUAGUUUCGUAUCGCCUUAUUUGGACGAGGAGGAUGUCAAUCAGCCAGCCUAUUUCCUUAGGCACUUUCUCCAUUUUGUGCUGCUCUCGCUGCAUCGUCCUACUUAUCACUACUAUGCCACCCAGGGCCUGGAACUUUGGCGGCAAUCCGGACUUCUUUUGGACACCGAUGGUCGCUACACAGCUAUGGAUUGCCUCGAAAGGCAAUCCUUCCAGCACUACGAUGCAGAAUCGGCUCCUAUUUAUAGACAACUUGGUUCGGAGGAGGUAGCCGAGAUCUUUCAUUUCUAUCGUUCAUCCCAGGCGUCCAUCAGGGACUAUCACUUUUGGUUGCAGGGCGAAAGAUUCGCCUUUGCCGAGACCUUUGUGCUGGAGUUCUUCGGCUUGGAUCCUCAAAAGGUGCUCUUCUAUGCGGUGGCCCAGCAAUUGUGUAACCGCCAAACGGAGAUCUUUACGGCACAACUCAAUAGGGGAUAUAUGAAUAUGCCCGAGUUCCAGGAGGCCUUCAAGUGUGGAGCCCAUAAACCCAUGAAUCCCCCGUCCAGAUGUAUGAUCAAUAUGUGUGAAUAA
Drosophila takahashii is the source of this 1974-nucleotide messenger RNA. It is a transcript of the gene Nepl9, whose product is annotated as Neprilysin-like 9. Gene Ontology annotation, molecular function: metalloendopeptidase activity. NCBI's taxonomy places the organism in Eukaryota, Metazoa, Arthropoda, Insecta, Diptera, Drosophilidae. Gene Ontology annotation, cellular component: plasma membrane. The record is from RefSeq and is a predicted model, not a curated record. Gene Ontology annotation, biological process: proteolysis.